AUGAUCCAACACCCCUUACAACAUAGUUCAACACCGAACCAGCCAGGAAAGUCGGAUCCGGGCCCUGAGCUACGAAACACGACUAUCGCACUAUUGGUUCUUGCGUCCAUCUUCGUGGCGCUACGCUUUGCUGCUCGCCUUAAGCGUGGUCUUACCUAUGGAGCAGAUGACUGGAUGAUCAUGUUCUCUCUACUUACCUUGGGCUUACUUAAAGUGCAGUUUGUUUGCUUCGUUACUGGAGGACUUAGCUAUGCCACGAUUCAUUGGGGAUUGGGAAGCCAUGCUAUCACUCUGCCUCUCGACAACAUCACCGUGGUGCUAAAGUGCAAUCCGAUCAAGAAGGCAUGGUUGGGUUCCACAAUCAACGGUACCUGCAUCGAACUCAAGGCCUCGUUUAUUGGCAAUGCCGUACCCAACAUCUCGACCGACAUCGCUAUUCUUGUGCUUUUCGCCAGCGCCUACCGUUUUGCAACAAUUAUGCAAUUCGAUAUAGCUGAUACAACGGGGACACUGGCGAUGGCGUGCACCUGGUGCGUUGUGGGGGUCGCAUCUGGCAUUAUAAGUGCCUGUCUGCCCACGCUGCACCCAUUUAUGCUCAUCAUCUCGUCCCAAUUCAGUAACAUCCGAAAUCAGUCCGACAAGGGGUCGGCCACGGAAAGGCAGUCGAGCAAGACACAGCUUGUUACUAUCGGCGGCACAGGGAGCAAACGCAACCAGGACUUUGAGCGCCUCAAAGACGACUACGAGGUUCACUGCGAUUUUGUUGCAACAUAUACGCAUGGAAGUCGUGAUGACGCGUUGUUAAGUCGUCACAAGAGUCCUCUAGCUGCCCAAUCAGCCAGAAAACCAGCCCAACAACGAGCAGAAAACGAGCUGAACAAUCAGCUCUCCACAGGACCCGAGGGGGAGCAGUGGGCGCGCACCACAGGCGCGCCUUACAUGAUGUAUAAAAUGGGUAACUCUGACGGCCCAGCUAGCGGUGCUGAAGGAGAGGUGCAGCUCAAGCAAUGGAUAUAUACACCAACCAGGCUGUCAGAGUUGACUGUUUUCGUAUAUGAUAUUACUUGA
Messenger RNA from Bipolaris sorokiniana ND90Pr, 1068 nucleotides. RefSeq lists its product as uncharacterized. The transcript has 8 exons. NCBI's taxonomy places the organism in Eukaryota, Fungi, Ascomycota, Dothideomycetes, Pleosporales, Pleosporaceae. The coding region runs from base 1 to 1068 and encodes 355 amino acids. The record is from RefSeq and is a predicted model, not a curated record.